AUGCUUACUAAGGUUAGGUUCAUUCUGAAACACAAUAUUAACAGAUCUUAUAAACUUUUCUUAACUAGUAAUAUUAAUAAUACUCAACAAUAUGUAAUUCAAAACAAUGUUACAUACUUCACACAUGAAAAACUAAAAUUAAAGAAAAGCUAUUCAUUUUUACUUGUUAUUCCUUUUGUCACCAGUUUUAUUGCCUGGAAAGGUAUAAAUGAUAAAUAUUUUUCUACCGUUAAUGCAGCUGAAACAAUCGUUCAAGAAGAAUCAGAUGAUGAAAAUCAAUUGGAUAAAAUGCAAGAAGAUAAAAAGAAAAAGAAGAAAAAGGAGACAAUUGGUUUCCGUGAACGAAGGAUUACAGAAUAUGAAAAUCGUUUAAGAGCGUAUUCAGCCCCUGACAAAAUUUUCCGUUAUUUUGCGACUGUAAAAGUGACAAGUUUAGAAGGUACAGAAAUUUACAUGACUCCUGAUGACUUCUUGAGAUCAAUUACUCCUGGCAUGAAACAACCAGAUGGGCUUGGUUUGGAUAAAUACAAACGCUAUGAUCCCAAGAACAUUCACACGAAAUUAGAAUUGGCCUUGGAUGAGGACAGUAUUUUUUACAAACUUGGAAGUGCUGGUUUAAUUACUUUCUCCGAUUAUAUAUUUUUGCUCACCGUAUUAUCCACUUCCAGGAGACAUUUCGAAAUAGCUUUCAGAAUGUUCGACUUCAAUGGCGAUGGUGAUGUGGAUUCUGAAGAAUUUGGUAAAGUUGCAACAUUAAUUCGACAACAAACUAGUAUUGGUAAUCGACAUCGCGAUCAUGUAAUCACAGGUGGUACAUUUAAGGGUGUUAAUUCAGCAUUGUCUACAUACUUUUUUGGAUCAAACAUGAAGGGAAAGCUAACAAUUGAAAAAUUCUUAGAUUUUCAGCAGCAAUUGCAAAAGGAAAUACUCAGUUUAGAAUUUGAACGAAGAAAUCCUGAUGAGAAUGGUCGAAUAACUGAAGUAGAUUUCACAGAACUAUUACUUGCAUAUGCUGGAUAUCCAGAUAAAAAGAAAGCAAAAAUUAGGAAAACUGUAAAAAAACGCUUCAAGGAUAAUCCAAAGGGAAUAGAAAAAAAUGAAUAUUUGAAAUUCUUUCAUUUUUUAAAUAACAUUAAUGACGUAGACACGGCUUUGACCUUUUAUCAUAUUGCUGGAGCAUCAAUCGAUCAAGCUACAUUAAAACACGUAGCAAGAACGGUAGCUCAUGUUGAUUUAAGUGAUCAUAUAAUACAAGUGGUGUACACAAUUUUUGAUGAAAACAUGGACGGACAAUUAAGCAACAAGGAAUUUGUUGCUGUAAUGAAAAAUAGGGUCCUAAGAGGUUUGGAAAAGCCAAAAGAUAUGGGUUUUGUAAAGCUGAUUGAAUCAAUGGUGAAAUGCUUAAAAAUCAGUUAUAAUGUUCAUUUUGAUAAUUAAAGCAAACACAAUAAAAAUUAAUAUAAAUGAAGCUUUCUUAUA
Molecule: messenger RNA, 1479 nt
Organism: Eufriesea mexicana
Lineage: Eukaryota; Metazoa; Arthropoda; Insecta; Hymenoptera; Apidae
Gene: MICU1
Product: Mitochondrial calcium uptake 1
Exons: 11
Coding region: 1-1437 (478 amino acids)
Biological process (GO): calcium import into the mitochondrion; mitochondrial calcium ion homeostasis
Cellular component (GO): uniplex complex
Molecular function (GO): calcium ion binding
Source: RefSeq, a predicted model, not a curated record